AGUAAUACUGUAAUAACUAUGUACGGUGCAAGGUGGGUACUAGACUUAUCGGGGUGAUCACUUUGUAAAGUAUAUUGAUGUCUAAUCACCCAAAACUAACACAUGUCAACUGUAAUUGAAAACAUUUUUUAAUGGAAAAAUGUUUAAGAUAGUAAAUUUCAUGUUUUGUGUAUUUCAUCACUGUUUUUAAAAAUCCAAAAAAGAAAUAUAGAGAAGGAAUUGGUUUAUCAAAUAAAAUUCAUCCAAAACAGGUGGUGGGCAGGAGAGAAGCGUAUAGAGAGGUAGGGUCCUUUACAAACCAUUGCUGCCAUUGCAGGGCCUGAGUCCUAGGUUGUGCUCGACAGGGUCCCCUCCAUUUGGUCUUGGGGUCAGUCUGAAUAGCUGAGCCAUGGAGGCUUUCGGAGUCCAAUACACCUAGGUCCAGUUCCUGGUGCUACCCUGCUGGAGCUCUGUGCCUGGAGCCUGCACCUAAACGUCCUGAUUUUGUUUUCUCACCUGUGAAAUAGGGAUAACACCACCUGUCUUACAGAGUGUCUAGGAUUCACUGAGCUGAGAUGACACAUAGGCACACUCAGGUAACACUCAGCCGAGCUGUGUGCACGGCCCCCAGAGGACCCAAAGCUGCUGCUCAGUACCGCUGCCCUUGAACUUGGUCAUUGCUGGGAAUUAAUUAGCCCUCUUCAGAAAUGGCAUCCUCUACAAGUCCCUCUGAUUACAACUUCUUGUCCUUCUACCUCUUUGCCUAAGCCUGUCGACAAGUCUGUCUCCCUGUGACCUUCACAGUGGGCAGGGGGUGUCUCAUUCCUUGUGUACCUGUUCUCACCACUGGGCUUUCCUUCUGGAAUUGCUGCCUAUUUCUCCCUUCCACUCUUCCCUGGCAGAAGGGAGCCCCCUCCUCUGCGCAUAUGCCUCUCUGCCCCCCACACACACACGCUGCCGGGCCCCUUCAGCAGUCUCCAGUCCUCUCUGAUGCCCACUACUGCCACCUUACCAGCUUCCUCUUGGCGACCUGAAACACACUCGAGUCACCUGUAUCCUCAUAACAUGUCACCACCCCACUAAGCAAGCAGUUCCCAAACCACCGCUUCCUUCCUGUUUCGCAUCCAGCCUCUGGGCGCUAUGGAAGGGCUGGGUGGUGCAGUGGAGGGCUCCCCAGCGAGUAGCCCGGGAGGAACAGGCUUUUAUCCCUGCUGUCGCCCUACAUGACACUCCAAUGACCCAGGAAGACAAAAGAAGGGAGAAGGGCACAAAAUUCUGGAAGACAAAAAACAGAAAUGAGUGGUAACUGACUUAGCAGCCUGGAGAAGCUAGAAACCUACAUCCUUAUGUGGUCAGAAGCCAGUGAGAAGCCGGCCGACUGGUGCCCGGGAUGCCAGAGAAGCUCCAGACUCGUGCGCCAUCGGUGCGUGGAAGCAGGAGGGGCAGGGAGGAGGGGCUGCAAGUCUGCACAGGGAGCAGGAACCGCAGGAGAGGACAGCGGGUUCCUGCCCAGAGGCUGAGCGAGAGGCCUGGUAUUGGGAGGGGCCCACUGAGGGCGGGGGUGGGCGAGGCAGCACCCUGAAAAAUGGGAUGAAGAGAAAGUCCACGUAUCUACAAAUUCUAUUUUCUGGGGUCCCUCUAAACCUGUCCUCAGCGCCCCCACCCAGGGUCUGCCAAGCAUCAGGUUCCCUCCCCUCACAGAACUUCAGUUUCCUACACCAUAUCUCACAUUUCUGUAGGAAAGGCCAGGCAACGAUCACACAGACCUCUGAAGAAAACCUUUUAAAGAAACACAUACCAAAACAAAGAGAAAGAGGAAUUUAGGAGAAAUAGUCAAUGCAGGGAAAGAUGAACACUUAAACAAACAAACAAACUUAUGAUAGUAUCUUUCCAACUGUAAGGAGAUGAUGGUAUUAUGCUGUGAAAGAACAGGAAGCUAACAAAACGGAGAACAAGAAAAAGAUCUGGGAAAUAUGAUCGCCAAAAUAUUUAAAAAUUGAGAAGAAUUGGAAGAUAAAGUAGAAUAUAAAGAGCAAAUUGGAAGACUAAUCCAGGAUAUGCAACAUCUGAGCACUGGAGAUCCAGAAAUAGAAGAAGAAGGGAAGGAGAGGGAAGAAAAUUCCCCGCGAUCCAAGAUGAUGAGUUUUCGGAUGGAAAUUUCCGGCACAGUGAUGACGAAGAAAACCCACAUGAAGACACAUCAUUGUAGAACCUAAGAACUGAAGGGAGAAAGGAAGACCUUAGUAAGAGCCAUCAGAGAGAAAAGCUUGAGUCCUCUACGAAGGACUGUGGACCCCAGUGGAACUGGACUUUUCAGCAAGAACUUGGGGACUUAGAAGACAAAGAAGAAAUGCCUUUCAAGUUCUGAAGGAAAUUAUUUAUAGAGUUCUCUGCCCGGCCACACUGUUAAUCAAGGGUGGGAAACCAAGCCUCAGUGACAUGAGGGGCCAUGGGCCCCAGGGGCAGCUCAGGGAAGCCCUGAUGGCAGGCAUGGCGGGAAGUGCCGACGGGUGGCAGCACCAUGGGCCCAGGCUGGAGCAGGAUGGGCUCUGGGAGCCAAGGCUGCCGGGAAAAUUGUGACCAAUGGGUGGUCGAGGCUGAAAGGAUUCUUAUAGCUCUUUCAGUGAACAUGAGGUUGAGAAACUUGAGCAAAGAGCGGAAAAAAAAGCUGAAGCAAUUUUUCCAAGAAAAACAAAAGUUGUCCAAGAAAGGAAAUUAAUCAUAGUACACUAUGUGCCUUAUCUGAGAACAGUGUUUACAUAGCUCUAAUGCUGAAUAUGAAUUUGACCAAAGUUGUGAUGUGAGGCUGUUGCAGGAAUGUGGGGCCGAAGGAGUGCGCGCGUGUGGGGCGUGGGUAUAGAGAGUUGCUAGCAGCAAGAACGCCGCGAACAUGGAAGACAGGCUCACCGGAUGCGCAGGAGUGUCUCUGUAUUAACGUCUGCAGCCAAAACAACCGUCCUCCAAAACAGGUUGCUAUUACUUCCUGAGGCAUGGAGAGUGUCCCGGGCAGCCAUGGCCCACGUGUUUGUGUACGGGACUCUGAAGCGAGGCCAGCCCAACCACAAGGUGCUGCUGGACGACGCCAAUGGCUGCGCGACCUUCCAGGGCCAGGGCCACACGGUGGAGCCUUACCCCUUGGUGAUCGCUGGAGAGCAUAACAUUCCAUAUCUACUGAACCUGCCGGGGCACGGCCACCGCGUGGCCGGGGAGAUCUAUACCGUGGACGAGCGGAUGCUGCGCUUCCUGGAUGAGUUUGAAGACUGCCCCAUCAUGUACCAGCGCACCUCCGUGAGGACCGCGGUCCUCGAGUGGGAAGGCGCGCCCCACGCCCCCCAAGGGCCUCCAGCUGCCGAGCAGACGCUGCAGUGCUUCGUGUACAGCACGGCCACCUACCCGCCCGAGUGGGUCCACCUCCAGUACCACCACAAUUACGACUCUCUGGGGAAGCACGGGCUGCGCUAUAAUCCACGGGAAAACAGAUAAAAAAGGCGAGGAAUGCUCACCAGCCAGAACACAGAUAGCGCCCUGAUGAUGAUGAGAUUACCUCAGCUUGGUCUGUACUCACUGAAUGCAAAAGCAUAAUAAUGCCCUUUGAAACAAAUAUUUGUAAAACGCAGUCUGUGGACAAAGAAAUAAUCUCUUUUGUAGUAGCAGCCGAUUUCCCAAAUAAUUUUGACAUACUGAUAACAAGAUUGUGCCCUGAAAUCUGUCUAUUCGAUACUGCUUUAUUGCUCGCUGCUUCAAGAGCAUCAUGGGUAUGAAUGUACUGGAUAAGAAAAAUGUAGGGUUUUUAAUUCCCCUAAAUGACAUUUCAGAAACUCUUAUGUUAUCAUAUUUUUCUUUCUCUUCUUUCUUUUUCUUUCUUUUUUUCUUUGCUUUAAUCUGGAGGUAACAUUUAAAGUGAAUGUGAAGACUCUGUUGCAGCUGGAUUUGAGCAGUCCUACUAUAUUGAUUCUGACUUGCAACAUCAAGGAAAAAAAUGUUUAAGCUGCUCUUGGAUGUCUCAGUGUAAUUUUAAAAACCUUGAAAAAAAUGCUCUAUUUUACAAUAGUGUUGGAGUAUAAAUAACAUCAUUCUUCACACUUUUCAGAUCAAGCUUAUCUAAAGAGAUUAUUAAAGAUGAUCAUUUAAAAUUAAAACUAGAUGUUUUAGGAAAUCGAAUAUAAAAGUGUUGGUGCUAUUUUUGCCCCUUUUCUUGGGCCUGCUUAAUUUGAUAGAAGGUUUUUUUCAUUCUAAUCCAGCAAAAUAACAAGCACCCACUUACUGGUUUCAGAUGGAAGCUCACAAGCCCAGAGCCCAACAGGCACUGUCCCUGCCCCCCGACAGGAGUAGCAUUUGGGGGUGGGCCUUUUAGAGAAGAACCAACAUAUUAGUAAUUUGUUCUUCAGGCCUGACAGAAAGCUCAGCUUCCAAAAUACAAACAGCACUUAAAAUAAUUCCAGCAAGGCACGAUGUGCUCGACACGCCCCACCUCCGUCUGAUCCGCCAGCACAGAAUCCAGUCAGUGCAUGAGUCUGCGCCGCUUACUCACCAGCUCGUAGGAAAUGGAUUCCGAGGUUUUCAGAACCAAUGCAAAUGCAGCUGCUGAGCCUUAGCAACCCCAUCCUCUGUCAGGAGAGCUCACUUACUCUUCAACUUAAUGGUAGACUAUGAUCACUAGCUGCAUCUGGCACAAAAAAAGGAGCAUUAUUUUUAGCCCUUUUUUCUUAAUUGGGAACUUGCUUCACAGAAAAACAAAAAGGCCAGGAUGGGUAUCAGCUGAUGAGCUUGUGGCAGCCCCACCCACUACAGUUGGGGUGAGGAAGCCCCUAGCAGAGCCUGUGGAAUGGGGAAGAGGGGGCCUUGUGAGUCAGCUGUCCAUAAGGUGAUGCCCUGGGGACCAGCCCAUCCAGCACUUACCCAUUAGAGCCACACGGGGGAUUUCCAGAAUCAUCACCAGUGCCGUACGGGCGUAAGGAGUUACGAAUAACGGUUAAAAGCAAUGGUUAGGUCCUCAGCCAGGAUGAAGUAGGUAAUCAGAUAAGAUGGCAAAUGCUAGUUUAAUGAAACUGAAGGCAAAACCUGGGAUUUAUAUCAAUUUUUAAAAGGAUGACAAUGAAAUGCUAGUACUUAAAGUCUGGCACAGCCUGUAGCCUAUUAUGUACAUUGUCUUCAUUCAAAAAAAGGGCAAACUAAUAUUUAGACAAAUACUCAGUUUUAUUGAUUUAAUUUUGACACCAGGAAAUCUCACAGCAGAAGUACAAAUCAUAUGUACAAUUAUUUAUAUCAAUAAAAACUUCCAUUGGUGAUUUUUUGGCAGAAUGUUGGUUUUGACUAUAUGUGGAAUAAAUAUGACCAUGUAAAA
Hipposideros armiger (great roundleaf bat) is the source of this 5323-nucleotide messenger RNA. RefSeq names its product gamma-glutamylamine cyclotransferase (gene GGACT). NCBI's taxonomy places the organism in Eukaryota, Metazoa, Chordata, Mammalia, Chiroptera, Hipposideridae. The transcript has 2 exons. Gene Ontology annotation, cellular component: cytosol. Gene Ontology annotation, molecular function: gamma-glutamylaminecyclotransferase activity. The record is from RefSeq and is a predicted model, not a curated record. The coding region runs from base 2890 to 3462 and encodes 190 amino acids.